UCUUCAGAUGUACCUUACAGUUACACGCUUGGAGCGUCAAUAAACUCGGCUGGGCGUCUGCUGCAACCGAUGCAUCCCUUGUUUCACUUGAGAAAGCAGAAAAAGCACACAUACUUUAUUCUUCAACAAUGUCUGCGAGUUCGCUAUUUGGCAGACUACAUUUGCGUCAUUGGUAUUCCUCACUGGGGUAUCUGUCAUUGCCUCGAUUCUACAGUCAAGUACCUAACCGACCAGCAUGGGAACCUCAACCCUGUUUGACAUUGGACAUGAAACUGGAAUUUGAGAAACUCUGGAAGCAACAUGUCGAUGACUUUGGCCUUACAAAACAUGAGAAUAGACAAAAUACGUACAUUCUUUCCAUGUUUCCAUACCCUUCAGGCAAACUUCAUAUGGGGCAUGUUAGGGUGUACACUAUCAGUGACACAUUGGCCCGAUUUUAUCGUAUGCAAGGAUUCAAUGUCCUUCAUCCCAUGGGAUGGGAUGCAUUUGGUCUUCCUGCAGAGAAUGCAGCAAUUCAAAAUAAUGAAGACCCCUCAACAUGGACUGAAAAAAAUAUUAAUGAAAUGAGAUUCCAGAUGAAACAAUUAGGAUGUAGCUUUGACUGGGAUCGUGAAUUUGCUACAUGCCAUCCAUCGUACUACAAGUGGACACAGUAUAUUUUCCUCCAAAUGUAUAAGGCUGGCCUAGUCUAUCGCAAACCUUCUCUUGUGAACUGGGACCCAGUUGACAAGACUGUUUUAGCUGAUGAACAGAUUGAUGAGAAAGGGAACUCCUGGCGAUCAGGUGCUAAAGCUGAAAAAAUUUUAUUAACACAAUGGUUUGUGAAAUCCACAAAGUUCUCAAAAAAUCUUCUGAAAGAAUUGGAAACUCUCCAAAAGGAGGACUGGGCUGAUAUUAUAAACCUACAAAAGUCUUGGAUUGGUGAAGCAGAUGGUGUAGCAUUUGAUUGGAAAAUAGAAGGGCUCAGCUCUGAUUUAUCCAUCCCAGUUUGGACCAGUAAACCUAAACUUGUGAAUAGAGUUGAAUUUAUUGCAGUUGAGCAAGGAAGUAUGUUGGAUGUACUUCAGGCACAUAAUUCUAUUAAAGAAUAUGAGUACACCACAAAAGAUGGUGAAACAGCAAAAUUUAAAGCUUUCCGCCUUAAUGUUGUUGCUUGCAAUCCAUUUUCAAAAGAGAAGGUACCUGUGUAUGUUGUAGAUGGCGUUUUGCCUUUUCCGCCUGGUUCAGACACAUACAUGGGAGUGCCUUCAGAAAGUGAAGUGGAUUGUAUGUUUGCAAAGACCGUUAACCUUCAAUGUAAAUUGCAGUUUGAGCAGGAUACCUCUGCAGAAACUCUGUGUUUGAAGGCACAGGAGAUGGGUAUUGGUGGGUACCCUGUCAGCUCUAACUUGAAAGAUUGGUUAAUAUCCAGACAGAGGUAUUGGGGAACUCCUAUUCCUAUCAUACACUGUUCAACAUGUGGUGCUGUGCCGGUUCCUGAAGAUCAACUUCCUGUACAGUUGCCACCUUUUCCAUCAAAUGAAGGGAGUGUGACAAAAAUUGCCUCACCCCUGGCACAGGCUAAGGAAUGGGUGAACACAAAAUGCCCUAAAUGUGGAGGGUCAGCUUCACGGGAAACAGAUACAAUGGACACAUUUUUUGACUCAUCAUGGUACUAUGUCCGGUUUUUAGAUGCUUUCAAUGAAAAAAAAUUAGUGUCAUUUGAUGAAGCUAAAAAAUAUUUGCCAGUUAAUGUGUAUAUAGGAGGGAAAGAGCAUGCCACUUUACAUUUGUACUAUGCAAGAAUUGUGUCUCAUUUUCUGCAUCAGUUGGGUAUAAUUCCAUGUCCUGAACCAUUUAAGCGACUGCUUGUACAGGGAAUGGUAAUGGGGCAAAGUUUCCAAGAAGAAGAGACUGGACGAUAUUUGACUAGAGAUAAAGUAGAAAUCAAAGAUAAUCUUGCUGUCUGCCGUGCUACUGGUAAACCUGUGAUUUCAAAGUGGGAAAAAAUGUCAAAGUCAAAACAUAAUGGUGUUGACCCCAUUGAUGCUAUUAAAUCUUUUGGUGUGGACACCACUCGUCUUCUUAUGUUGGCCGAUGCAGCUCCAUUUUCUCAGCGAAAUUGGAAUCCAGAAGGCUCAAAGGGAGUUUUUAGCUGGCAAAAUAACAUGUACAUGCUAGUUUCGCAUUUUCUCUCUGUACGUGACAGUGCAAAGACAGGGAUAUUGAAACCUAAUCCGUCCUCCCUCAGCUUUUCUGAGGGGGAGAAAGAAGCUUAUAGUUUGCGAAAUAAGCACUUGAGUACUAUAACUCACAAUUAUAGAAAUACACAUCAAUUCAUGGUUGCCAUCAAAAGCAUGCAGCAGUUAACCAAACAGUUAAAGUUAUUACCACCUGAGGUUGUAGCAUUUAGCAGACAAUACGAACUAGCUAUUGCCACCCUAAUCUCUACUUUAGCACCAAUGGCACCUCAUUUUUCUUCAGAACUUUGGCAAGGUUUCUUAUCGGCUCCUGGAAGACUUAACAUAGAUAACUCUGAUAUCAAAUGGGAUAAACCAGUUCUAGAACAGCCCUGGCCUACUUUAGAUAGCAAAUUUCAGCUCCCUCUUGCUGUAAUUAUUAAUCAUAAGGAAGUCUGUAUAAUACCUAUACCCUUUGAACAAUUUCGAACGUUGAAUGGAGACCAUAUGAUUGAAAUCGCUUUACAGCAUGAGAAAGUCAAGAAGAUACUAGACAAUAAAACAGUUCUUCAUUGCAAAGCAACAAGCAUGACAGAGCGUGCUGCUAGGGUAUCUAUGGCAGUGCCAGGACUUAAAAUAAGUGAGGAAGAUAUCAAAUAUUCCUUUACUAAGAAAGGUAGACAAGAAGCAGCAAAAAAGAAAAAUGAAAAGAAAAAAGAAAUGGCUGAGGAGCAAUAAUUCACCAUAAUCCAGAUUUCAAAAUAAAAAUAGAUUUAAUAAAUAAUGAGAAUUAGUUGUUUGCACCUUUUCAACUCAAAGCAAAAUAAAACAAAUUGGUGCAGAUAGAAUAGAGGAAGUCAUAAUAAAUAAAAUGAAAGAUAGAACUCAAGAGCAAAAUACCAAAACAUGAUGGUACAGAUAAUGGAAGUCAAAAUACAAUGAAAGAAGUCGGUACUGUAACAUUCCAACAAUUAGCCUGUAGGAUGAUGUUCACAUUUAGUACAUAUGAUAGUAAGUUAUCGUUGCCGGUAUCGAGCUGUUGCUUCUGAUUGUGAUGUGGAACCACUGCCUGAGCCAGAUUCACCCCAUCCGCUAGAUGGCGCAGA
Frankliniella occidentalis (western flower thrips) is the source of this 3265-nucleotide messenger RNA. RefSeq names its product probable leucine--tRNA ligase, mitochondrial (gene LeuRS-m). Gene Ontology annotation, biological process: leucyl-tRNA aminoacylation; mitochondrial translation. Gene Ontology annotation, molecular function: leucine-tRNA ligase activity; ATP binding; aminoacyl-tRNA deacylase activity. Bases 129 to 2897 code for a protein of 922 amino acids. The record is from RefSeq and is a predicted model, not a curated record. The transcript is spliced from 13 exons. Lineage: Eukaryota; Metazoa; Arthropoda; Insecta; Thysanoptera; Thripidae. Gene Ontology annotation, cellular component: mitochondrion.